AUGCCUCCCAAAAAGGGUAUUGUUCGCUCGGGGAACGCCGGCAAUUCGAGCAAGUCCAGUGCUUCUAAACCUAGAAAUAACGACUGGAAGAAGGCCGCGGACGUCUACUCCGUCGAGCCGCCAAAGGACCCGCCCAAGCUCUUUCCAGACGGGUACAAGUUCCCUUUGAGUCUCCUCCAAGAACGCUGUCAGAAGAACGGAUGGUUAAAACCAAACGUCACCACGCGCCAAGUCGGCGAUGGCCAGUUCGCAUUCGCGAUUACGCUUAGCAGGCUGGUGCAGAAGAGUACGGGGCAGGAGACGGAGAGUGUACGGAUGGAGCCGCAUCCGCCGUACAUCUGUCCGUCCGCGAUCGAGGCGAGGCAUUGGGGCGCUACAUAUGCUCUGUAUCGCUUCUGCAAUGGAAUCCGUCUCGAUCGCGUCCUCCCCCCAGCUCCGCGCGACUACUGGCGCCUGCUUGAAGUAGAGCACAAAGCGGCACCGGACCACCAGCAAUGGAUGUACGCUGCCGACCCCUUUGCUGCGCGACAAGAAGUCAACAAUCGUCAAGACAAAGCCGCGCAAAAGAAAGAGGAUGUGAAGAGCGGUAAGGCGGCGGAGCAGGCCGCCGCGAAGGAGUUUGCGGACGAGUUGGAGGUGAAGAUGGCUGGAGAGCUGAGGGACGUGGUAGAAGGUGCUAUUCAACAGGAAAUAGCCAACCAUCCCGAAUCUGAACCCGACGAAUCCCUCACGCUCUCAGAAUCCCAAGCACCGGACCUCACCAAACAACUCGUCACUCUUGGCUUCACGAACCCCCAAACACGCAAAGCUAUUACCUAUCUAUCAACACCCUCGUCCUUUGCUGCGCAGCUCUUACGCUUCAGCACACCCCUCAGCGCUCUAAUAGAGUACCUCGUCCUGCACGUCCCCGAGUGCGAUCUCCCACCGCGGUUCUUGCCGAGCAACAACUCGAGCAAUCCCUUCGUUAUGGGUGCGCAUGGGAGGAAAGACGACAUCGCGUUGAGAUGGAUCGAGGAUCGAGCUGUGAAGCUUGCUGGGUGGCCGGCGCAUGCUGUCAAAGAAGCUAUGGUCCUACCUCAUCUGCAAUCCGACUGGGCUGCGCUCAACUAUGCUCUGAAUCGUCGGCUCGUAGGCAAUACGGAUUGGAGUGAACCGUCAGAAGAUGCGGAAGCAGAUGAGGAGGACAAGAUCACGGACGAGGAUAUUGAGGCUAUGGGCGCUACAUGGGACGAGGACGGCGAGCGCGUACUGAGCAUGGCGCUCUUCUCUGCUCCUUUGACGCUACACUUCGUACUUCCCCCGUCAGGGGUGUACGACCGCCAAUCACGUCCUCCGCCGAUGUACAUCACCUCUCCCUCCGCACCUGCAUAUGUGCGGCUACAUCUCCUGGCGUGUGUGCUCAGAGCGUUCGAGGAUGGGAGCAUCAAAGAGGCUGGACAUGGCAUUCUUCUUGGAGCUAUGCAGGUCGUGGACGAGCAGUGGGCCGUAAUCGAAGACGAAGGACCGCCGGAUAUCGCGGACGUGCUCAAGCACUUGAUGCCGCAGAAGGAGCUCGAAGAGGACGAUGGGCCGGCUGAAGUAGCAGGCCAACCACGACGCGCGACGAAGAAGACUGGCAGGAGGAGAGUGGAUCAGCGCUCGGACGCGCAGGUUCGGGAGGAGUUCGAGAAGCUGAAGCUCACGGCGGGGUAUAAGAAGAUGCUCGCUACGCGCGAACGCCUGCCCGCGUUCAAGUCUCGCGAAGAGUUCCUGGAGAUGCUGGAGAAGUCGCGUGUGGUGGUCGUAGUGGGCGAGACGGGUUCAGGCAAGACUACCCAGCUCCCCCAGUUCGUACUGGAUGCAUUGAUAUCCACCAACGCCGGCAAAUCCGCGAACAUCCUCAUCACCCAACCCCGUCGUAUAUCCGCCAUAUCCGUCGCCGCGCGCGUCUCCGCCGAGCGCUGCGACGACGGCUCCGUAGGCUACUCCAUCCGAGGCGAAUCCAAAUCCUCGGAGAAGACCAAACUCUUAUUCUGUACGACCGGAGUCGUCCUGCGCAGAAUGAGUGGAGGGGAUAAUUUGGACGACGUGACACAUGUGAUCGUGGACGAGGUGCACGAACGAUCCGUCGAUGGCGAUUUCUUACUUUUGGAGUUGAAAGAGCUGCUGAGGACGCACAAGAAGCUGAAGGUCAUACUCAUGUCCGCGACGAUCAAUCACGAGACGUUUAUACGGUACUUCGACGGCGCGCCGUUGUUGAGUAUCCCUGGGUUCACGCAUCCCGUCAAGGAUGUCUAUCUGGAGGAUGUGUGGAGCGAGUUGAAGUAUACGCCUCAGGCGCAGGGGAGGGGUGGUGGAAGAGGCGGCGGAAAUAGCGGGAAGAGGGGAUUGAAGGAGGAAGACAAUGAUGGGCUGGUUGGUGUUGAUGAGCGGACGGCGUCGGCGCUCAAAGCUCUCGACCGGGCCGAGAGGCUCGACUAUGGACUUGUCACGUCGGUCGUAGACCAUAUCAUGCGCAAAGCCCAGUCUGGCAAGGGCGGCAUCUUGAUCUUCCUGCCCGGUGUUCAAGAGAUCCGACAAUGCAUCGACGCGCUCAAGAACAGUCUCUCGCCCACAGGCGUCACCAUCUUCCCUCUACACGCGAACCUCUCUAGCGACGAGCAGCGCGCCGUCUUCGGUUCUGUACCAGGAUGGAAAGUCGUGGUGGCCACCAACGUCGCGGAGACGUCUAUCACGAUCGACGAUAUCGUAUACGUCGUCGACGCGGGAAAAGUCAAGGAGACCCAGUUCGACGCGUCGUCCGGUCUCUCGAAGCUCGUCGAGGACUGGGUGACACGCGCCGCGGCACGCCAACGGCGCGGUCGUGCUGGACGCACGCAACCCGGAACAUGUUACAAACUUUACACGCGCGCUCGGGACAAGAAAAUGCACCCGUUCCCGAAGCCGGAGAUACAGCGUGUCCCGCUCGAGAGUCUGGCUUUACAUGUCAAGGCUACAAAGGAAGGCGAGGACGUGAAGAAGUUUCUUGGCAAAGCUGUUGAUCCGCCGAAGGUGGAGGCCAUGGAUAAGGCGUUGGAGGUGCUGCAGGAACUUGGAGCGUUGGAUGGGAAGGGGAAGUUGACGGCUUUGGGAAGGCAUUUAGCUGUACUACCUCUGGACCUCCGCCUCGGCAAGAUGCUCAUCCUAGCGACCACAUUCCAAUGCGUGGAUCCGAUCCUGACCAUCGCCGCCAUCCUCUCUUGCAAACCCAUCUUCCUGAACCCAAUGGAUAGGCGCGACGAGGCCAACUCGGCGCGCGCAUCAUUCGCAACGGAGAAGAGCGACUUGUUGACCGACAUGCACGCGUACGACGAGGUUACGAAGUUACGUAAAGAAGGACGGGGCAAUCGCGAAGUCAGGCAGUACUGCGAGGACAGCUUUAUAUCGCAGUCGACGGUGCACGACGUCGGCGUACUGCGCGGAGAACUCUACGCGGCAUUGAUGUCCAUCGGCCUGGUUCCUGCAUCCUCCAAGCCCACCGAAGCGACGUUGAACACGCACUCUUCGUCUAUGCCACUCCUCAAAGCCAUACUACUCGGCGCUUUCUACCCCCGUGUAUCUCGCGUCUCUCUCCCACGCGGUGCUCUCAAGUUCGAUCAAACGGCGCACGGCGCCAUCCAACGCGAGAACACCGCGAAGGAAUACAAAGUGCUUGACAUGCGCCGCGAGCGCGUGUGGAUACAUCCCGCCUCCAUCCUAUUCGGCGAGUCGCAGUGGAAGAGCGGGUUAGUGGUGUCGUUCUUGAGGGUCGCAACAGGCAAACUGUAUCUGAGGGACGUGACGGAGGUGCCGCUUUAUGCGCUGUUGCUGUUCGGGGGAGAUAUCCAGAUCAAUCAUAUCGGAGGCGGGUUGAGAAUUGGGGGAAGGGAGGGCGAGAUCAAGCUCAAGGCGUGGCCGAGGAUAGGAAUUCUGGUGCAGCAGUUGCGGCGUUUAUUGGAUGCUCAGCUUAUGCGCACGGUUGAGUCGGGAAGUAUACUGGAUGUGGGCAAGAACAACCCGGUCAUCAAGGCCAUGCUCGCUCUCCUCGCCAAUGACGGGCUCUCGCCACAGAACUUAUAG
Peniophora sp. CBMAI 1063 is the source of this 4077-nucleotide messenger RNA. Lineage: Eukaryota; Fungi; Basidiomycota; Agaricomycetes; Russulales; Peniophoraceae. The record is from the annotation of a GenBank genome assembly.